ACUGGCAACCUUGUUUAUUUUUAACAUGGCUAGGUUACUUCUGGGACAUGGAACAGGGAAUUUUGAGAGUAACGGAGGAUAGAUUAGAAAGAGCUUUUCAGCUUAUAGAACAACUUGUUUUGAAAGCUUGAGAUUGAAGCAGACGAUAAACGAUGAGCUCACAAGGACCGGGAUUGAUGACCCUCUUUUGAAGAAUCUUGCAUCUCAAAUGGCUGAUAAACUGUUAGACUCUAGAAGUGACACUACUGUAAAUAAAUAUUUCUCUUAUUUCAUGAAAUGGAAAACAUUCAUUACGUCUAAAGGAGGGAGUGCUUUACCUGCUUCACCAGUUUGUAUAGCUUUGUAUCUAACUGACUUGAUGAACAAAGGUUGUUCUAAUCACGUGAUUUCCUCUACUGUUUAUGGAAUCAAAUGGGCACAUUCUUUAAACAAUCUUCAGGAUCCCACAGAGAACCAUUUUGUAAAAAACUUAGUUGAAAGUGCUAAACGUACUUUAUCUAGACAUGUGAAUAAGAAGCAACCAGUGACUAAAGAUCUUUUAAUUGAAUUGUGUAGUAAAUACGAAAGUACAACUGAUGUAUUAAUAUUAAGAGAUUUGUGCAUGAUUUUAUUAGGAUUUUCAGCGUUUCUCCGUUUUGAUGAAAUACGAAAUUUGCAUUGUAAUGACAUUACGUUCCAUGACGAUUAUUUUUCUUUACAUAUCCGUAAAAGCAAAACCGACCAAUACAGGCACGGAAGUGACGUGGUUGUUGCUAAGGGCGACACAAUCGCUUGUCCUUAUUCUAUGCUAAGACGAUAUUUCGUAGAGGCUAACAUUUUUUCUGCAAAUUCUCAUUUUUUGUUCAAGCCGUGUUUCAGAACGCGAGGUAUUUCUAAGCUCAUUUAUAAAGAUAAACCGCUCAGUUACACUCGAGCUCGGGAAACGCUUUUACAUAGAUUACGUGAAAUCGCCGGCAAUGUUGAUUUCGGGUUACAUUCUUUAAGAAGCGGUGGUGCUACGGAUGCUGCAAAUGCUUCUGUCAGUGAUCGUUGUUGGAAACGUCACGGUCGUUGGAAAUGCGAUAAGAGCAAAGACGGCUAUGUUGCCGAUUCACUAGAGAGAAGGUUAGUCACGAAACAGCUAGGUCUAUAA
Molecule: messenger RNA, 1132 nt
Organism: Ruditapes philippinarum (Manila clam)
Lineage: Eukaryota; Metazoa; Mollusca; Bivalvia; Venerida; Veneridae
Product: integrase/recombinase xerD homolog
Exons: 2
Coding region: 209-1132 (307 amino acids)
Biological process (GO): DNA recombination; DNA integration
Molecular function (GO): DNA binding
Source: RefSeq, a predicted model, not a curated record